AUUCCUGGUAACAUUACAAAUAACGCGCCAUGCAUAUGGCGGACGCGUCGCGUAUCAAGUAUUCUAUUCCUUCAUAAACAGAAUAAACCUAAUAUAUUCCACCUGUGAUCAAUAAUAGUUAAAAAUAUAUUACAGUCUAUAUCAUUUACAUGAAAUAUUUCAAAAACAAACGGUUUUAAUACGUAUUGAACUAGUCAACGUCUAUUUUACGUGAAUUGGUUCAUUAAAAUUAAAAUGGACAGAGUUCAUUCAGUAAACUCUGACGAAGAGAGUGACCGAACCGACUUUGAAAGCGACGUCGAAAACAUAAAUAUCAGCAGCGCGGAAAAGACCUCAAGACGGACAAGUCAAGCAUGGAAAUAUUUUGGGAUUUUAGACGAGGCCAAGUGUUUGGCGCGCUGCAACCUUUGCCUGAGCGUUAUGUCAUUCCGGACGUCAGUGUCAAACUUAAUGAAACAUGUCAAGACGAAGCAUCCGUUCGCACACAGCCAAAUGAAAAAGGAGAUUGCCAAUAGUGAGAAGCGCAGUUCGUACACGGGCAUCAAUAAUAUGUUGAAAGAGCAAAAACAUGAAACCACGGACGAGGACGGGAUAAAGAAAAUAUUCGUCUCGACCGAUGGUAAGGUGUAUGAAAUCGAAACUGAACAGGGAGAUGAAUUUUCACAACAAGGACAAAUAAACGCUACCAAUGAAAAUGAAGAAAUAAAAUCGAUGAUGGAACAAAUAACCGGCUCGCCGUUGAAGAAGCGCAAGCGCCCCAAGCACGAGUACAUAUACGCGGACGUGGAGCCAAAGAAAUAUCGCACGGAAUAUUCUAGAAACUACGAUGCGAGCGAAAAUAAAAUUGUUCUGCAGUCGCCCGAGGUCAUGGACCCCUUGGAUCAUUUAGCUAAAUAUCUGAUAUCGAUACUGAAGGAUCUGCCCAAGUCCGUAUCUAGCGAGUUGCAGCUCAAAUUUGUCCAACUAGCCGUCGAAGCGCAGGUCAAAUGCGAGAAGGACAAGGAUGUUGUGAAGAUCAAAAUCCCAGAUAGUGUUGCGCCUGACGCGGGCGACGAGGCAUAACUAUAACUUGUUAUGUACUAGUAAGUAUUAGGUUAAGUAACAGGUGAUAUUAGGCUAUUACAGAAUAGAGUAUUUGUUUUUCACAAAUCGUGAUGUAAAUGUUAGAAAAGUAUUUUCGUUAAAUACUAGUAAACAGAUUCAUUACUGUAACACGAUUUUUAGGAAUUAAAUAACAGAUUAUGUAUAUAGUAAUAAUUCAAAGAAUCCUUGUAAAAUAGAUUGAGAGAAAUUGUUAAGUCUAUAGUUCAUAUUUUAAACGGAUUUAAAUAGUAAAUUAUAGUUUUUAUAGCCUAACAACGAAAGUAAAGUGACCUUUAAAUACUUUAAAUAUAUUAUUAGCUAUUAAAUGUGCUUCCUUUUUCCUUCUACAGUAAAUUGUAAUAUUACGUCCGAGAUUACAAUCUGUCUUAGGUUAAGAAAAAUGUACAAAAAUAUAUUUUUUUCUUUUUUCAAGAUAAAAUAAUACCUAGUAUUUCUGGUAUUGAGUAUCGGAUAUCGAGUACACAUUGACGUAUAUCAAAAGUAUCUCUAAUACCGUUAUAUUUUAUUUAUUUCACUACGUAUAAAAACUAUUCACUAGUUUUGAAAAAUCUUUAUAUUAAGUGCUAAGCUGACUAAACAUUUUCUAAAGAUGGACAUGCGAAAAUCAAUAUAUUUUCUCGUAACUUCUAGCAGAUGGCACUAUGAGUUGGCAGGCGAAAAAAAGUGCAUUUAAACACAGUUGUGCAAAUAAAUGAGUUAAAAUAAUGAACAA
Molecule: messenger RNA, 1816 nt
Organism: Bombyx mori (domestic silkworm)
Lineage: Eukaryota; Metazoa; Arthropoda; Insecta; Lepidoptera; Bombycidae
Exons: 5
Coding region: 235-1062 (275 amino acids)
Molecular function (GO): DNA binding
Source: RefSeq, a predicted model, not a curated record